CUGGUUUGGCUUAAUGGUUAUAGCAUCAGCCCUUGGACCUAAGUGUCUCGGGAACUCGGCACCAUGUGGACCCCAGAUGAGAUUGCUUACCUGUGUUAUGAACACUAUAGGGUCAGGCUGCCCAAGCAGGGGAAACCUGAGCCCAACCGGGAAUGGACAAUACUAGCAGCUGUGGUGAAGAUACAGCCUAUAGCUGACCAAGCCUGUGAGUGCCCUGGCAAACAGGUGCAAGUGACAAAGGAAGUUGUCUCAAUGGGAACAGGAACAAAAUGCAUAGGCCAGUCCAAAAUGAGGAAGAGCGGAGAUAUCCUCAAUGAUAGCCAUGCUGAGGUCAUAGCCAGAAGGAGUUUCCAAAGGUACCUUCUCCAUCAACUUCACUUGGCGGCCACUCUGAAGGAGGAUAGCAUCUUUGUCCCAGGAACUCAGAGAGGACUGUGGAAACUCAGACCAGACCUCUUGUUUUUAUUUUUCUCCAGCCAUACACCCUGCGGGGAUGCCUCCAUCACUCCAAUGUUCGAGUUUGGAGAUCAGCCUUGCUAUCCUGUCAGUAGAGAUUGGGCCCAUGAUCCAUCAGUAGAAGCCAGUGGUAACCUGGAAACUACUGAAGAUAAAAGGAAAUGUGAAGACCCAGACAGUCCUGUGACCAAAAAAAUGAGGCUUGAGCCCAGAACUCCUGACAGAAAAGUCACCAACAGUGUGGUUCACCAUCGGAGUUUUGGCAAUCAGGAAAGUGGUCCAGUCCCACCAAGUGUCAGCAGCUCUAAUCUCACCUCGGAGGAACUGGCCACUAUUGCUAGAAUGGCCCCCAGUGGUGGCAAAGUGGUGGAUGUUUAUAGAACUGGAGCCAAGUGUGUGCCUGGAGAAGCUGGAGACUCGGGGAAGCCUGGUGCUGCAUAUCACCGGGUGGGGCUGCUCCGAGUGAAGCCAGGCCGGGGAGACAGGACUUGCUCCAUGUCCUGCAGUGACAAGUUGGCACGGUGGAAUGUCCUCGGAUGCCAGGGAUCGUUGUUGAUGCACUUCCUAGAAGAGCCCAUCUACCUGUCAGCUGUGGUCAUCGGGAAGUGCCCAUACAGCCAGGAAGCCAUGCAUAGAGCACUAAUUGGGAGAUGUCAGAACAUCUCGGCUUUACCCAGAGGCUUUGAAGUUCAAGAAGUAAAAAUACAGCAGUCAGAUUUACUAUUUGAGCAGAGUCGCUGUGCAGUGCAGGCCAAAAGGGCUGACAGCCCAGGCCAACUUGUUCCUUGUGGUGCAGCCAUCAGCUGGAGUGCAGUUCCUGAGCAGCCAUUGGAUGUCACUGCCAAUGGCUUUCCACAGGGAACAACAAAGAAGGGAAUCAGAAGCCUUCAGGCCAGAUCUCGAAUCAGCAAAGUGGAAUUCUUUAGAUCAUUCCAGAAGCUGCUAAGCGAUAUUUCAGAGGACAAGUGGCCAGACUCUCUCAGGGUGCGGAAGCUAGAGACGUACCAGGAGUACAAGGAGGCUGCAUCUGCUUACCAGGAAGCCUGGAGCACACUUCGGAAGCAGGCAUUUGGAUCCUGGAUCAGAAACCCUCCGGAUUAUCACCAGUUUAAAUGAAAAAAGCAAGUCUGCAAAGAGCUCCCUGGUAGCAAAGUAUUUUCCAGCCCUUCAUGCUAGACCACCUUCUU
This is a messenger RNA of Molossus molossus (Pallas's mastiff bat), 1643 nucleotides long. It is a transcript of the gene ADAT1, whose product is annotated as adenosine deaminase tRNA specific 1. The coding region runs from base 64 to 1572 and encodes 502 amino acids. Lineage: Eukaryota; Metazoa; Chordata; Mammalia; Chiroptera; Molossidae. Gene Ontology annotation, molecular function: adenosine deaminase activity; RNA binding. The record is from RefSeq and is a predicted model, not a curated record. Gene Ontology annotation, biological process: RNA processing. The transcript has 10 exons.